UCUUUGUUUGUGACCUGGAAAGCUACAGAGAGUUCUUACAGAGCGUCACAUAUCUAGGAUAAUCCAUUGCUUAUACAUUUUUUUAUUUAACUCUAAGAUGUAAAUAUUGUGUUUUGUCUGUUCCUGGAGGCUGUUGCCAUAGCGAUAACCAAAAUCGACUAGUUCGAACAUUUUACUAGUUUCCUGUAUCCAUGGUGACGGGGAGUUUUGUCCAAUCGACUGUUGGUAUUGUGUGGUGGGGAAAUGCAGUGUUUCCUGCUUUUCAAAAGGGCUUCCUCCCAUUGGUACAGGGUGGAAUUCUUUGUUUGUGUCCUGGAAAGCUACAGUGUCCUUACGGUCUUAUGGAGUAUCUUUGGCCAGAACCUUAAAUAAGAAUUUGAGACAACAUGAAGCCUUUUCAAGCAAACUGCUUUGACGCUCAGUGCUGCCUCCAUCCGUCACUACCAACAGUCCUUGAGUAACAGACAUUACACCACCCCUCUGGUGACUGAACCAGGGAACCAUGCAGAGGCCACAGGUUACUGGUGGCACCCCGCUACAGAUCCCACCACAGCCUGUACCCAAGAACAGGCACCCCAUCCUCCUGUACUCCAUCCAACCCUUACUGAGGGAGACAGUUAUCAGUAAGGAAGGCCACCCCCAUCCCCAGCCUGACUCCCCCCAGACCUGUGGCACUCAAGGCGCAGGCCAGAGCUGCUGGAGCCUGGAUGUGAGAGUGGCCGUGCUGCUGGUGAUCGUGGCUGGAGCUCUGAUACUGAUCCUGCUCUACAGACUCCUCCAGCUGAGGCACAGACUGAGGCUGGCCCAGGCUCGACAUGCCCUGGAGUACUACAGUUUCUACCACACCGCCACCUACACCCUCAAGGACCCCAGGCUGCCCCGGAUACUGGCCACGAAUGGAGAUGCUAUAGAGGUCACCCCUGUGGCUAACCCUGUGGCCCCUAUUGUUGUCACCCCAGUACCACCUCCACCGGUCUCCCCACCACCCACUCUUCCCCUCCCUCCACCCCCCAUCUUGUCUCUACCCCCUCGCCUACCUCCCCCUCCUCUACUGCCUCCACCCCUUCUCCCACUCUCUUCCUCACUCUCUCUCCCUCUGCCCCUGCCCAUCAUCCACACCACCCCACCUAGCCCUCACCAGUCCUGGGGCGCCAGCUCGGAUGCAGAGGUGUACUCUCGGAUCGGAGCGUUCAGACCAUCCAGGCUGUCCAGCCUCAGCCACUCACAGGUCAUCCUGUUUGAACAUUCCUCUCUCUGACAUCUUCUCUGGAUAUUCCACAUUAAGAGCAUUCCGCUUUGUGGCUGCUUCUAUCACUUCUGUGAGAAUUCUAUAACCUAUUUUAAUGUUCUGAAUUUCAGAUUUGUGUGUGGGUGUUCUCCCUUGUGAUGAGGUCUUUGAGGAUCAUGAAAGGGAUUCUGUUGAGUUCACUGUUUUAUUAUCCACUCACUGUUGAGUGCAUAGGCUUUGAAAUUUCCUGUUGCUGAAUUGCAAAUGUCCAUUUUAUGGUCCUAUUAAAGUCACAAA
Messenger RNA from Oncorhynchus kisutch (coho salmon), 1525 nucleotides. Its product is annotated as sine oculis-binding protein homolog. Bases 503 to 1258 code for a protein of 251 amino acids. The transcript is spliced from 2 exons. The record is from RefSeq and is a predicted model, not a curated record. Lineage: Eukaryota; Metazoa; Chordata; Actinopteri; Salmoniformes; Salmonidae.